This is a messenger RNA of Schistosoma mattheei, 5934 nucleotides long. The record is from the annotation of a GenBank genome assembly. NCBI's taxonomy places the organism in Eukaryota, Metazoa, Platyhelminthes, Trematoda, Strigeidida, Schistosomatidae.
AUGUCUGUCGCAUUAUCUGAGUUAUAUGCUCUAGACAGUCUAGCAGUUGGAGACAUCCCUACCAUCAAGAUAAAUUGUGACACAUUUUUGAGAACGCUACAAGAUGUUAGUUUUCCUGACAAAGCUGGUGGGUUCACCUUUUCUGACUCAGCAGUUGCUUUGAAGAGUCGUUUUAUUUUAUGGCGUUCACAUGAGGACAUGCUAGAGUUGCAAGAACUGUCUCUACAUCAUGACCUCCCAAAUAAUGUUAUGAAAAUCUCUUUCGGAGGUUCCGCUAUAGUUGAUUGCCAGAUAGCUGAAACUCCUGAAAACAUUGCGUGCCUUGUGUGCACUUCUCACGGGGCCUCACAGCUGAUGUUCCCUCAUCCACGUGUGAUUGCAACUUCUGUUCAACAGUCCAUUAUCGGUUGCAGGAGAAACGUUCAUCAUACUUUCCAUCAAAUAAAAGGGCUUCAGCCGAUGAACAUCCGUUGUGGAACAGCCUUUAUUCAGAGUCAUUCUGGUGUCUUGGUCUUUGCCUAUGGAUUGUCUACGGGUUCCAUACUCGUUGCAAGGGUGAAUCCACAUAAUUCUUCCGAAGUCACAGAAGUUUUUGAGCUAUGUCAAACUUCAAUGAUUCAGAAGAUAUGGUGCGGUAUUACGCCGUUUUCUAGCAAAAACGACAACGAUUCUUCUUCCUCACCACUAGACAUAAGUUUUUUGAGUCUUGGAUCCGAUGAGUACUUCCUAGCCACUGUUUGCAAAGAUCACCGUUUGAGGAUAUGGGACCUCAAGCAUCGCAGCUGUUUUGUUGCAUUAGAUCUUCUGGAGGUUUUACCCAAGACGUUUGGUCUUGAUUCUACUUAUGAUCCAUCUGCAUCACACUCGAUGUUUGCACCUGGUUUGUGUCACCGUCUAUCUUCCUAUCCCGCAUCUGAUCGUGGUAUCACAUUAGUUGUAUACAUGUCUAUGUGUUUGUCUUCAUCUAACAGCAUUAGUUUCGAUACUACCCCUUCUGAGGAAGUAAAUUCAAGCUACUGGUGUUGGAUGCAUCUGGAUAUCAACAAAGCUCUAAGUCGUAAUCGAGAAAGUUUAAGUGUACUAAGAGUAGAACCACUAUUUCAACCUUCGUGGGGAAAUAACGCAGAGUUAUGGCCACACAAGAGUGGUCUGAACAUGUUGCCUAAAAUAAAAAGACCAGAUGUUAGUGUUUUGGAUUUUAUUCCUUCACAAGUAAUCCAAAGACCAGGCUGUUUAGAUGAUUCGUCUGAAAGCAGAAAAAAGCAUAAAAAAGCUCUCGGCGGGAUAUGGUGGAUAGCACACCAAACAAACGCUGAAGACACUGAGAUGGACAGUAAUUACUUUGUCAGGUGGACAGAAAUUCAAAACCCAGAUUGUGAUACUAAAAAACGUAGGGGAACUAUUUCAGCUUUCCCUCCUGGUGUAAAUCUUCUUGAACCUGUGCCUAGCUGGUAUAAACAUCCUACUUAUUUAACACAAUCCUCAGAUGAUAGCCCAACAGACAAUCUAUGGGAUGAAUCUAGUGUUGAUGUUCAGUUACAUAUAUUUUUGGAUCAACUUUUUCACCCUGGUUGUCUGUCCUGGUUUGCGAUUGCAAAUGCAUUCAAAUCACUUUGUGAAAGUUAUUCACUCUUGGAUUGUGAUUCAGUGUUCACCGUCAGUAAUCUUCAUGAAAUGCGUGUUUUUAUACAUCGAAAUUUGUUGGAUAAGCUAAUUCCAAAUCUCGAUCAUGCUGGUUUCAAAACAAUGUUAAAGACAUUUUAUGCUACGGCUAUUGAUUAUCAUGAACAUGGUUUGCAACCUUUAGGAUUGUUACGUUUAGGUACUACGGAUACUACUACUACUAAUGGUAGUAGUACAUCAGAAAAGAUGUUUCCCAGUGAAGAUGAUACUGUUAUAGUUAUUCGUCGAUGGGGAUUUUCUGUUCUACGUUAUUUACAAGAUGUGGAAAUUCUAUUAUGGAAUAAUGCACCUCCUUUAAUUAAUCGAAUGCAAUCACCUCAUCUUGAUACAAAAGUGAACACACAAAACAUCGUUGAUCUAACUACGGACUGUAGAAAGAUCCUGCAUAUUCUCCAAGCUCAACCUCAAUGGCCUCAUUGGAAAGCUAAUCUUUUUGAUCGUACGAAAUCUAAUUUAAACGUCAGCCCAUUAGUAUUAGUUGAACAAAUAAUUGAAGAACUCGAUCAAAUCAAUGAAUGUUGGCUACCUCCGCCUAUUAUUUCAUCUGUAAAAUUUAAAAGCCCAUUUUGUACUGGCUCUCUGUCCAAUUCACAUCUCACUGCUGUCAUCUAUUUAUUAUCGCUUUUGGAUAAUUGUGAUAUUAUGAAUAAAAGUGUUCAGCCUUUACAAAGCUUAUUCGAUAUGGAUACUAAUUCAACGUAUGAAGAUAUGGAAAUAACUAAUCAAUCGUGGUAUAAUAAUAGUAGAUCUAUGGGAGAGAGAACAGGUUCUUUCAUCCCAACAAAUGGUCAAACAAUUGAUAAAGAAACUAAGAAAUUUACUAAAAAUCUUUCUAAUUCAUGUGUACAGUUUGUACGUUUAUCACUUGCUCAAUCUACUGAAACUCGUAUUUUAUUUUCAUUCGCUUUAUUAAUUUUAAUACGACGUAAUGAGCUCGCUUCAAAUGGUUUCAUCAUGUUACGUAAUAUUAAUAAUAAUGCCGAGGAGGAUGGUGUUGAAGAUGAUGAUUGUUCAACUGAUAAACAACCGAAAGGUAUAGAUAUCAACUGGCAUAGUAAUGCAAAAAAUCGACUUGUCUCAUUGAUUCAAAGUCUUGGAUUUUUACAUAAUUUAACAGUUGUUCGUGUACGGCCUACUCCUGAUAUGGAUAAAUUAUCUAUCAUUAGAGAUCAUCUGAAUAUCCUUGGAAUUCAUGAUAUCCUCUUUCCUAUUGAAAGACUGAAUAUUAGUUCUACUACUGCUCAUUUAUCAGUAUCACCAGUCAAUCAAACACCUGAAUUUUCAAGAUUAUUAUCUCCUACAGUAGAUGGUGGACAAGGAAUUGUCUAUGUGCUUUGGUUGUUACUAUGGUGUGGACAUUCGAAUGAAGUGAUCAAAUUGUGUAUGCUUCUGUUACCUCCAACACGAUCAACUCGAAUGGUUGAAAAUGCUACCAAACAGUUUGUUGGUGAUAUUAAUAAUAAUCAAGAACACAGAAGUUGGCAACUACUGUUCAGUUCUCCAGAUUUGAUCAAUACCAAUGAGGACGGGGAAUUGUGGCAGUCUCAAAAUUUUGAUAAUGACACUUCAGAUUAUGAUGAUGAUAAUAAUGACGGGAGUAGCGGUAGAAUUUCUUGGUGGUGGGAGAAAGAUUUCAGUUUUGUUCACUUAUGCAUUGGUUUAGCGAAAUUAUGGUCAGGUGAAUCGGGAUCAGCUAAGAAACAUUUUAUUACAGCUAGUAAUUGGUUGUAUUGUUAUACACAAUUAUUUAUGAAUUAUUUAACAGAAUCAUCAGUUCAUCAUUCUAAUUCAACAAUCAAUCAAAAUGUCCCCAAACUGUUAAUGCCAAUAUUAUUCCCAAAAGAAUUUUCACUAUCGAAAUUAUUUAGUUUAAAUGAAUCAACAGUGAAUGGUGAUGGUAACAGUAGAAAUACCAAUGAACUAUCAAUGUGUUCACUUUCUCCAGUUGAAGUACAAAUUCGAUUCUUAAUGAAGUUAAUGUCUGUUUUCGAAGUGUCUAACUAUGUACCAGAGAUUCUUGAUCUUGCGGAAUUCUGUUUAAAUCGUUUAGCUGAGACACAAAAUUCAAUCAAAUCAGAAAAUUGUUUAAAUCAAAACAGUGGUGGUAGAUCAACUCAUCGUUUAGCUUCUGUUUUGGCAAGUUUGCGUGGAAUCAUGGAAAACGAUAAUUUAAGCGGAUUUCUAUGUGGUUCAGUAAAGAAACAUCCAGAUUUUAUUGAGAAUGAAUGUAGUGUUAAUGAUAAUGAUCCUCAAUCUAGAAUUAAUACACGUUUAGCUGAUUUAGAAGCUACUUUAUGGACACGAAUGUUUAAACAUGAACUUGUGUUAGGAAAUUAUACCAAAGCAUAUAUGAUACUUCAAAGUAAUCCGGAUAUUGCUAGGCGUCGAGAUUGUUUACGUCAGUUGAUUGUCACUGUUUGUGAUCGUGGUGAAGCAUCCAAGUUGAUUUCUUUUCAAUAUGGACCUAUGGAAAACGAAUUUAUUGCUAUAUUGGAAGCUAGAGCUCGUGCUGCUGAUGUUGUCAUAGUACCUGAUCCGUCUACAAAGAAAUCUGCUUCCUCAUCACCAGCUGGCUCUAAUCCAUACUAUGAUGUGUUAUACGCUUAUCAUAUUCAUCGAGCUGAUUAUCGCGCUGCUGCUUCUGUUAUGUUUGAACACUCUUAUCGAUUAAUUGAAGAUACUAUGAUGGCUGCUUCACGGUUGAGUAACUUUCGUUCUGGUGGUGCACGUAUUCUGAUUGGAUUACAACGUCAAGCUGCUUGUCUUGCAUCAGCUAUUAAUACACUUUAUUUAGUGCCCAAAGAUAAUCAAUGGCUUGUAUGCAUAGGUCCUGUGAAUGAGGAUGUAGUUGUCAGUGUCGACAAUGAGGAUGAUGAAGAUGAUGAUAAUAUGACUGAAACUGAAUCAGACAAUACGUAUCCUAAUGACGACUGGGCGUUUGCCAAUCCUGAUGACCUUGCUUUGGACAAUAUUAUUGAUGAAGAGCAUACGAGUGAUCAACAUAAUUUCGAGGAUAACUCUCUAGACCAAGAACAACCAAUUUCAAGUGCAAAACGUAAUGCAACAACAAUUGACCCAUCUUUACCACGACUUGGAAAAGAUAAACGAAUACUUACAUUGAAAGAUUUAUUAAAUGCUUACAUACUGACACGUGCACGACUUCGUCUUGCUCAGGCUUGUUGGGAACAGGGAAUGUUGAGGGCGGGUGUAUUUACACCAGAUGAAGUUGUUCGAGGAUUAUUGUCCGUUGCAUUAUAUGAUGAAGCUGUUCGUCUUUGUGAAUCCUACGAUCUUGAUCCUGCACUCAUCAUUAAUAGUAUAAGUUUACGCUGUAGCGAGCUUGCUCAAUGCGCAACUGGUAGUGUCAACUUGGUGAACUUUUCACAGCCUACAGUUAAUUAUGAACUUCGCCGAAAAGAGGUUUACGAUAUUCAUCGUACCACUUCUGUCAUCACAACUGGUUUAAAUCAAUUCCCAGUACUACCAGGAUUGGCGAAUGAUUCAUCUCCUUUAGAGCAUGAGGCCGAUCUAGUUCAACAGUCUUUAUCUAAUUUGUCCACGUUAAAUUUUGAUAAAGUUGGAAACGACGGUGAUAAUAUCGGCGCUAUUGAAAAAUCCAGUAGCUUAAAAAUAGUACCAUACCAUUCUAAUUAUAAUUAUUCUAGUCGAUGCAACUUACCAGAAAUGUAUUGGCGUCUCCUAGAAACAGUUCUCACACGUCUAGAUCCUCCAAGUACAACUAAUGAAAAACAAUCAACAUUUCAAACAAAAUAUCAUGGUUUUCUACAUUUAAUUGCUUGCGAAAAUAUACUCGCUUCAGGUCCUAAUCAAUUAUAUCUACCCGAGUGGUUAACUUCACGCUUAUUGUCUACUUCAUACGCAACAGAACGAGCUGUUAACUUAUUACGUCUGUACAUAAAAUUCAAUCGUUUAGAAACAGCUUAUCGAUUAUCUAUGGAUAUGCUCGAAGCAGCUAUGAAUAAAGGCGCAGAUCCAUCAUCCUUCGGUUUACGAUCCACUUUAUCCAAUUCAAUGGAUCCAACAAAUCCUAUACGAAAAGCCAAUAAAACUAUGACGAUAUCAGGCACAAUGUAUCUUCCACAUACAUUAUUUAUUUAUAUAUUGAAUGCAUUGAAAGUAUUAUCGCCUGAAUCAAAAACCUGUGAAGCUAUGCACGACAAUUUAGAAUCGGCACUAAGAAAUUAUUUUGUUAAACUUCAAUCAAUUUGCCGCGGUUUAAUCACACAUUGA